Molecule: messenger RNA, 1470 nt
Organism: Oncorhynchus masou masou (cherry salmon)
Lineage: Eukaryota; Metazoa; Chordata; Actinopteri; Salmoniformes; Salmonidae
Product: E3 ubiquitin-protein ligase CHIP-like
Exons: 8
Coding region: 278-1135 (285 amino acids)
Biological process (GO): proteasome-mediated ubiquitin-dependent protein catabolic process; protein quality control for misfolded or incompletely synthesized proteins; protein polyubiquitination
Cellular component (GO): Z disc; cytoplasm
Molecular function (GO): protein-folding chaperone binding; ubiquitin protein ligase activity
Source: RefSeq, a predicted model, not a curated record
CCGUCGUCUACAUCAUGACGUCAGCAUAAAAACAAACUUGCUAGCUCCUGUCAGCGCUGUCGUAACAGCUCAAUGGGAAAAGCAAAUAAAUUAAGAAUUGAAAUCGAAAGAUACUGGCACAUCAACCGCCUGUAUGUGAAAUUCAUUUGAGCAGUUGGUGAGAAGACAAAGAACAGACGGCCUGGUCAUUCUUUCACCUGACCGCUAGCCAGCCGGAGAGACGGGGAACAGGAUAGGGAAGCAGCGCGGAGCAGGCGCCGCGGAGCCACCGGAGAAGAUGGCAGGCAGCCCGGAGAAGAGUUCCACGGCACAGGAGCUGAAGGAACAGGGCAACCGACUGUUCCUCUGCCGCAAGUACCAGGAGGCUGCCACCUGCUACAGCAAAGCCAUUAACCGUAACCCGUUGGUGGCGGUGUACUACACCAACCGGGCUCUGUGCCACUUGAAACUGCAGCAGCACGACAAAGCCCUGGCAGACUGCAAGCACGCGCUGGAGAUGGACCCCCAGUCGGUCAAGGCCCACUUCUUCCUGGGCCAGUGUCACCUGGAGCUGGAGAACUACGAUGAGGCCAUCGGCAACCUGCAGAGAGCUUACAACCUGGCCAAGGAGCAACGGCUGAACUUUGGAGACGACAUCCCAAGUGCCCUGCGGCUCGCCAAAAAGAAGCGUUGGAACAGCAUCGAGGAGAAGCGUAUCAACCAGGAGAACGAGCUGCUUGCCUAUCUCACCAAACUCAUCCUGGCUGAGAAGGAGAGGGAAGUGGCAGAUUGCCAGGAAAACAAAGAGUCGGACAAUCCGAGUGGCAGCGGCGUCAUCAAGAUCAAAUCAAAACAUGACAAGUUCCUUAUGGACAUGGAGGAGCUCUUUUCACAAGUGGACGAGAAGAGAAAAAAGCGGGAGAUUCCUGACUACCUGUGUGGAAAGAUCAGCUUUGAGUUGAUGAGGGAGCCCUGCAUCACCCCCAGUGGGAUCACCUACGACCGCAAGGACAUUGAGGAGCAUCUACAGCGAGUGGGCCAUUUCGACCCGGUCACCCGGAGUCCUCUGACUCACGACCAGCUGAUCCCCAACCUGGCCAUGAAGGAGGUCAUCGACGCCUUUAUCCAGGAGAACGGUUGGGUGGAGGACUAUUGAACCCCCAUAACCCGAACCCCCUAUGGCUCGUAGAUCCACACGCCCCAGAGCUGAGAUCCACACCAGAAGUGUCAAGGAAAAAAAGGAAGUGACAGAAUUCACAAACUCCCUCCUGGACAUGCACUUUACACACAGGGGGGGGUCACACUAUGGACUGCAAAAUGACAGCCGUAUCUCGAGGUGAUUCUUCUCUCUUUCUGAAUCGGUGAAUCGGUCUCCUCUCUCUCCUCUCCUUCUCUCUCAAUCUGUCUAUCGCUUCCCUUCCUCUGAUAGUCCUCUCUCCCUCAGAAUUGGGGGCCAUGUUUCUCAGGUCUCUCUCUCUCCCCCUCUAUCUC